GUGCCCUUAAAAGUGUGAAGAGUGCUAUCUCUCUCUCUCUCUCGUGUCUGAUUACGAUUCUACCACGUCGUCUUCCUUCUCGUGGUUGGUUUGGGAGUCCAAAGGAACCGGAAAAUUCCGGAAGCGGAGGACGGGGAAGGAGAGGGCUCGGUGUCGGCCUGCUCUGACGAGCCGCUGCUUCCGUGUCCACACAACACAUUAUCUCUGAUACGACAAAGGAAAUCGAGUGCUCUUCCUCUCCUAUUUAAAGAUGUCCCUCUCUCCCUUGUUCUGACAAACAACGAGAGGGAAUAAGUAGAGGAUCAUCUUGAAGUGAGAGGAAAAAAUGCCAGACAUUCAGUUAGGCACUCACACAGUGAGAUCCCAUGGAACACAAGUCGCAAGAUUUCACAUGCAUGACUGGUUCAUACUCAUACUCCUUGCUAUAAUAGAUGGAUGCUUGAAUAUUAUAGAACCUUUUCAUAGGUUUGUUGGAAGAGACAUGAUGACAGAUCUGAGAUAUCCACUCAAAAGCAACACAGUACCAUUUUGGGCUGUUCCGUUGAUUGGAAUUCUAUUACCUUUUGCAAUAAUCAUUGGAAUUUACGUCAAAAGGAAGAAUGUGUAUGAUUUGCAUAAUGCCGUACUAGGCUUGCUCUUCUCGGUACUUAUAACUGGAGUUUUAACUGAUGCAAUAAAGGAUGCCGUUGGUCGACCACGACCAGAUUUCUUUUGGCGAUGUUUUCCUGAUGGAAAAGCUGUCUAUGACAACAUAACGACAAAUGUUAUAUGCCAUGGGGACAAUAGUGUUAUUAAAGAAGGGCACAAGAGUUUUCCAAGUGGACAUUCGUCAUGGUCUUUUGCAGGUCUAGGUUUUCUAUCAUGGUAUCUUGCAGGGAAACUCAAGGCUUUUGAUCGUCGGGGCCACGUUGCAAAACUGUGCAUUGUGUUCCUUCCUCUGCUUUGUGCAUCUCUUAUUGCAAUUUCCCGAGUUGAUGACUACUGGCAUCAUUGGCAAGAUGUGUUCGCAGGAGGUUUUCUAGGAUUGGUAAUUGCUUCAUUUUGUUACCUGCAAUUCUUCCCACCACCUUAUGAUAUAGAUGGUUGGUUUCCCCAUGCAUACUUGCAUGCAAUGGCUGACUCCAGACACAACGAUCAACCAACUGCAAACCCUCUUCAGUCGAGGCCAUCAGAGAUCGAGACUGUUUAUGUUUCAUCCGAGGGUCAAGAUGGGAUCCACUCGAGGGACACAAGCUCGAUUCUGGACUCGAUGGAGGCUGGGAGAAGACAGUGAGUUCGACGCUGGGAUGCUGCAUGAGUGUAGCCUAGAUUUUCCACAUCCGAAUAGUUGGAAACAUGAUUCAUCAUCUCUUCUUACCUCUCACCAUGUUUUCAUUCUUGAUCCCCAGCAACUGCUGUAAUUUCCCCUUCAAAUGGGAAAUUGAAGGCAGUGUGUAAGAUUCAUUCUUCUCUCUUCUUCCUGCUGUGUAGGGAGGGUCUCUCCUCUGCUCUCUAUGUAUACAUGAUGAACUCCAACAUCUUGUUUAAGUUAUUCUGCAUGCUGAAACAUUAGAAUUGUCGAAACAUGCAGCCAGUAAUGGAGAAAUCUUUCCCUGGUGCCAAAACUGUAA
This is a messenger RNA of Musa acuminata AAA Group (dessert banana), 1610 nucleotides long. Its product is annotated as lipid phosphate phosphatase 2-like. Gene Ontology annotation, biological process: phospholipid metabolic process. Gene Ontology annotation, molecular function: phosphatidate phosphatase activity. NCBI's taxonomy places the organism in Eukaryota, Viridiplantae, Streptophyta, Magnoliopsida, Zingiberales, Musaceae. The transcript is spliced from 10 exons. The coding region runs from base 326 to 1273 and encodes 315 amino acids. The record is from RefSeq and is a predicted model, not a curated record.